Molecule: messenger RNA, 2615 nt
Organism: Rana temporaria (common frog)
Lineage: Eukaryota; Metazoa; Chordata; Amphibia; Anura; Ranidae
Gene: RAD17
Product: RAD17 checkpoint clamp loader component
Exons: 17
Coding region: 212-2239 (675 amino acids)
Biological process (GO): mitotic DNA replication checkpoint signaling; DNA repair; DNA damage checkpoint signaling
Cellular component (GO): nucleus; Rad17 RFC-like complex
Molecular function (GO): DNA clamp loader activity; chromatin binding; ATP hydrolysis activity
Source: RefSeq, a predicted model, not a curated record
CCUCACCCACAGGCCGUUCUGUAGUGGCGACUUUUAACUUGCCGGCUGCGUCACACGAGGGGACGGUGACGAGUUUGUCAGGCGCCCGUCAGUCAGAGAAAACUGUCCGUUAAAGUGUUCGGGGAGCCGCUUUCUACGGCUACAGCACGGAAAGCCUCUGUCUGCUAUACAGGAUGCAGUGCUGAUCUGAUGGGAAUUCUACAACUUUAUAAUGUCAAAGACAUCUUGCAGAAGAAAAGUAACUUCUGCUAAGAUCACAGAUUGGGUAGAGCCAUCAUUUGAAAACUUUUUUGGAAGCUCACGUAGAGUCUCAGUUCAGACAUCUGAAGCUACUAAAAGAGGGGCCAAGAAGAAAGAUGACUCUGUAGAAACCAAGUCUCAGGGAACAAAGAGAGCAAACCCCUUUUCCUCAGAUCAGUCAAAUGAUCAAAUUAACCAAUCCUCCAGUCAGGUUCAGAAUGAGACGUGGAUUGAUAACUACAGACCUAAACUUCAGGCAGACCUUGCUGUACACAAGAAGAAGAUUGAGGAGGUUGAGACCUGGCUGAGAGCUCACGUUGGGCAGAAAAAGAGUGGCUCUGUUUUGUUGCUCACCGGGCCUCCUGGCUGUGGAAAGACUGCAACCAUCCUAGUGCUUGCCCAGGAAAUGGGGAUCCAGAUACAAGAAUGGGUCAACCCUGUAAUGCAGGAGUUUAAACAGGAUGAGCCAGCAGUUUUUGAUCGAGGUAUGGGAUUCCAGCCUUUUACUAGUCAGUCUCAAUCUGCUCAGUUUCACGACUUUCUUUUAAGAGCAAAUAAAUAUAAUAAGCUGCAGAUGUUUGGAGAAGAACCUUGUACAGAUAGAAAGCUCAUCAUUGUUGAUGAUAUGCCUAAUUUAUUUUAUAGAGACCCUUCAAGUUUACAUGAUAUUCUCAGGACAUUUGUGAGGACGGGACGCUGCCCUCUAGUGUUCAUCAUAUCAGACAGUCUUAGUGGGGAUAGCCAUCAAAGACGGCUGUUUCCAAAGGAAAUUCAGGAAGAAUUAUUUGUCUGUAAUGUCAGUUUUAAUCCAGUUGCCCCCACCAGUAUGAUGAAAGUUCUGACCCGAAUUGCUACAUCAGAAGCUGCUGUGAGUGGGGGAAAAUGUGUUAUUCCAGACAAGCAAGCACUUGAGUUACUGUGUUCUGGAAGCACUGGAGACAUCCGAAGUGCCAUUAAUAGCCUGCAGUUCUCCGCACUUAAAGACUCUUCCUUAUCGAGUGUCUUCUGCUCUAAAAAGAAAAGCAGAUCGACAAAGUCAGAUAAAACAUCAUCCAAGGGGAAGAGUAAAAAGAAAUCUGACAAAGUUAUGGAAAAUGCAGAUGAUAUCCAAGCCAUUGGAGGAAAAGAUGCUUCACUUUUCUUAUUUAGGGCAUUGGGAAAAAUACUUUACUGCAAAAGAGAGGCACCAACCCCUGACUCCAACUUCCAAAAAUUGCCAGCUCACUUGUCUCAACAUGAGAGAGACCUGCUGCUUGUCCUUCCUGAGGUUGUUGUAGAGAAAUCACAUAUGCGAAGCGAGCUGUUCAACCUCUAUCUUCACCAAAACUAUCUGGACUUUUUCUCUGAUAUUGAUGAUGUUGUCCGAGCCAGCGAGUACUUUAGUACAGCAGACGUUCUCACUGGGGACUGGAAUUCCCGGACAACCCUCAAUGUAUACAGCUCAUCGGUGACCUGCAGAGGAGUUAUCCAUUCCAACAGCUCCAGGGCUUUUGCCAACAGUCAGUCAGGAGUUGGAUUUCGGCCUCUUCACAAACCACAAUGGCUUAUGGUUAAUAAAAAGUACCAAGAAAACUCUCUUGCAGCUAGAGAACUGUUUUCAAUUUUCUGUUCCUCACCGUUGUGCCUUCAAACCCAGGUGAUCCCAUACCUGGCUCAGCUUACAAAUCCCUUGAGAAAUACAGCACAAAUUGCAUUUAUCCAGGAUGUUGGCCGAUUACCUUUAAAGAGGCAUUUUGCAAGAAUGAAGCUCGAAGCACUGACAGACAAAGAUCCAGGUGCAGAUGCUGACAGUGAUGAAGAUGAGGAUCCCAGCCAUGUGCCCAGUAUAAAUGAAAGCGGUAAUGCUGUACCUAAACAUAGAGCUGGGCAUAGAGAAUUACUACUACCUUCAAGCCAAGGAGGGGAAGCAGAUUUGCCAGCCAGCCAACCUCAACCUGUAGCAGCUCAAGCAGUUUUGGAAGAUGAAGACUUAAAGAUAGAGGAAUUUGACAGUGACUGAACUUGUCAACAUUGGCCAUUUGCAGGACCUUUUGACUCUACUGACCUUAUUGAAUUGGGGUCUAAAUGGACAUAUUUAUAUUGCUAUACCCCCAUAUGUGUCUUUUGACAAACAUGUCAGUCAUAGCAUCAUAUUUUUAUUGGUCAAAGAGAACUCUGGUUACAAGAGAAGUGUAAUUUCAUGGUGAAACAACCAGGCGCACAUUUUGUGUUUUAUCUCUACACUGCUUGUGUGUACAGAUGUAGUAUUCUCUUCGGCUGUAUCGUCACAAGGGUAUUGCAAGGUGACAAAUAUACAAUGUGAACUGUAGUUUAUUUAAUUCUGCGCUAAACUAUUUUUGUAAAUAAAAAAAAUAAAAAAACUUUUUUUUUUUUUU